Durusdinium trenchii is the source of this 2114-nucleotide messenger RNA. The record is from the annotation of a GenBank genome assembly. NCBI's taxonomy places the organism in Eukaryota, Dinophyceae, Suessiales, Symbiodiniaceae.
GCAGUUGUGCUACCUGGGUGAAGGUUUUGAAUUGUUCUGAACUGUUCUGGUGUGGCAGCUCGUAGGGAUUGGGCGGAUGGAUGGGUGAGGAUGGGUGAAGACUUCGUGGUGGAUGGGUGGGUGGAUGUGCUUGCUCUUGGAUUUGUCACAUCAUCCUGGGGAUUUUGCAGCCUUCUAUGGCAUCAAGCUGCUCUGGUGCCUGGAGCUUCCUGCUAGGAGCAAUGGCGCAGGCCCACGAGACGUCAUUGAAGCGAGAAAAGACCACAAAGGACCGGGCCCACAAAGAGAAGCUGGAACACUUCACAAGGAUUGCUGGAAUUAUGAAGGUGAACCCAUCAGAACUGAAGUUGAGGUUGCGGGAAGCAGACGACACCGACAUGAAGGUGCAUCAUGAGGCACUCACGGAGACGCAAGACGAGGUGGAGGACCACUUGGAGUUCAUUACGUCCCUGCAGCUUCUCAACCAGGCAAUGAGAGGUCGUGAGCUGCAGAAGUGGAAAGCCCAGGAGUCAGUAAUGCAGAUGUUUGCCACAAGAUGUUUGAGCACAAUUUAUGCUUGGAUGAUCUCUGCGUUCUGGUUUGAAAUCCUCAAGAGAGUGAUCAUCGCCAUGGACCCGGAAUUGGCAGGGGAUGAUAUAUCAGAGACCUUGAAGGAUUGGAGAGCUUUCGUGGGAUACCUUAUUUAUGCUGUGCUUGCCUGGCUGUUGGUUCCCAUUAUCCAAUGGAAGAUUCGUGAGUUUGAUGACAAGGAGGACAAGUAUAGCCGCCUCCAUGCCGCCGUAGAUUUGCAAGCCAAAGCAAUGCCGAUGGUUUUGGCUUGGGCCUUCAAAGAUGUGGUGCAGUACUUUCUGCAAUGGACUGAUCAGGUCCUUUGGGACGAGAUCGUGGUGAGCAUUGUAGUGGUGCUCUUCGUGACAGCAGCCACUCACUGUCCACCUGUGAAGAGGGCCAAAAAGCAGGUGUCCAGCAAAGAAGGUGAUUGGAACACCCUGAAGAAUCGAUAUUUGAAUUUACCCUCCAACAUGCUGCUGGGUGCCGGAUAUUCCAUCAAUCAGGUUGCCUCCUUUUGCGUGAAGUGGUUGUCGCAGAACGUGCUGUCCAAUUUGCCUACAAUUGCUUCAUCAGUGUUGCAGUUGGUGUUCCAGCUCAUCUACUUUGCAGGGAUGUCACAUGCAGUUCUGAGGCUCGAUGCGCAUUAUCAACGGAAGAAGAGCCAACGGGCUAAGUUGAUUGAGGAGUAUGAAAAUGAUCACGAGUUGACCGCGCAUGAAGUGAGCCGCUUCGAAAUGGAACUCAAGAUGGCCAGCAACUUGGGCGACACCUUGACUCACUCCCUGGCAUUUGUUUAUGGCUGGGGCAUCAGUGAUACCUUGAAUGUGCUCUACUACGCCUUUUUCAUGGGCUGCGAAACCUACACAAAGUGUACCUAUCAAGAGGUUUGGUACUAUGCGAUUGUCGUCACCGGUGUCCUCGGAUACUAUAUUCGGACCUUGAGUCAGCAGCAGUACCGGAGCACUGCGAGCAGAUCUUAUCGGACUUUGAUGAUUACAGCGAUGUCCUUGACGGUGGGAUGGGCCUGGAUGAACGUUUGCCAGCGUACCACCGACACCUUUGUCGAUGCAUGGAACGAGGUGCGGCCCAGCAUUUGGACAAAACCCUUGUCCUAUUUGUUCAUGCUGAUCUUCGUGUACAUUUUGAUGGUUGAGAUCUAUUUCCAGAUGCUUGACGAGUUGCGCUUCAUCAAACGGGAACGAGACGAGUUUCACGAGGCGUACCCAACCAUUCCAGACAAAGAGGAACGUUCCACCAUCCGCAACUUGAUGGAAAGCGGUGGCCAAAGCAUGAUGGCUGACGCUGAAGUUCUUCCAGAGCGAGGCGAGCAGUCCACGGCGCCCAGCGACUCACCGGAGCGAUCGCCUCCAAUGAAUGCUGCAGAGCGGGGCGUUUAGGAACGGUGCCUGGCAGGCACUUCCAGCCGGCCUCGCGACGCGCGCGCCCUGGAUGAUGGUUGCUGGUGUCUACAUCAUUUGGAGCUGUCCAGCCAGCCAUGAGGGCAGUGUGAGAUAGGAGUUGGAAGUCUGAACAUAUGCAACUUGCAAAACUUGCAACAGGGC